Molecule: messenger RNA, 252 nt
Organism: Dracunculus medinensis (Guinea worm)
Lineage: Eukaryota; Metazoa; Nematoda; Chromadorea; Rhabditida; Dracunculidae
Source: the annotation of a GenBank genome assembly
AUGUUUCAGGACUUAUCACGUCCAGCGGUUGCUGCUGAUACAUUGUCAACAAAUGUUAUUGCGGUAGGAAAUUCAUUAUCUCAGCAAUCUAAUACCUCAUCUGGUAAAAAGAAGAAAAAAGGCGGUCGAAACAAUAAAUGUUUGGUGGAUGGUGCUUGUCUUGGCUUCAAAAGUACUGCUGAUCCAAACCGUGUUAAUAUCGGUGAAAUUGAUACUAUAGCUCCGAAUGUAAUCGAUCGUUCGCGUCGUUGA